Arctia plantaginis is the source of this 2025-nucleotide messenger RNA. NCBI's taxonomy places the organism in Eukaryota, Metazoa, Arthropoda, Insecta, Lepidoptera, Erebidae. The record is from the annotation of a GenBank genome assembly.
AUGCCUGACGCCGAGCUCUUGGCCCCCACCGUGGAAAAUGUCCGCGUCGUGGUCCGCGUCAGGCCCAUGGACCAGCGUGAGAAGCUUGACAACGCCUACAACUGCGUCUCCAUAGAUCCUGUGAACAACACUGUGGCUGUUACGAGAAACAACGUGGUCCCCCCCGAGCCGCCGAGGGUGUAUGCUUACGAUGCAGUGUUUGACACCAACACUAGUCAGAUGGACAUCUACGUCCAGACAGCCAGCCCUAUAGUGGAGCAGGUCCUCAAAGGCUACAACGGCACCAUAUUUGCGUAUGGACAAACUGGCACCGGGAAGACUUAUACGAUGGCGGGAAGCAACACGGCCCCGGAAUUGAGGGGGAUUAUACCUAACUCCUUCGCUCACAUAUUCAGUCAUAUCGCUAAGGCUAAAGAAGAUGAGAAGUUUUUGGUGUGCGUGACUUACCUGGAGAUAUACAACGAAGAAGUUCGCGACCUCCUCGGCAACAACCCGCACCAGAGUCUCGAAGUGAAGGAAAGACCAGAUAUUGGAGUUUUUGUCAAGGAUCUCACUGGUUACGUUGUCCACAAUGCAGACGAGUUGGAAAAGAUUAUGGCUGUGGGCAACAAGAACCGUGUUAUUGGAGCGACGGCCAUGAACACGGAGAGUUCACGUUCUCAUGCGAUCUUCUCCAUCACAGUGGAGAGCUCGAAGCGAGGAGCUGAUGGCAAAAUGCAUGUGAAGAUGGGAAAACUGCACCUUGUUGAUUUGGCGGGUUCCGAACGCCAGAGCAAAACCCAAGCUACAGGCACCCGCCUCAAAGAAGCAACCAAAAUCAACCAGUCCCUGUCGGUGCUGGGGAAUGUCAUCUCAGCGCUAGUGGACGGCAAAUCCACCCACAUCCCUUACAGAAACUCCAAGCUUACGAGGCUGCUCCAGGAUUCUCUUGGAGGGAACUCCAAGACUGUAAUGAUAGCCACCAUAGGACCCGCAGAUAUGAACUACGUGGAAACUAUCAGUACCCUGAGAUACGCUAACAGAGCUAAGAACAUCGAGAACAAGACCCAUGUCAACAGCGAGCCUGGCGAUGCUUUGCUUACUAGAUUCCAGCAAGAGAUUGAUCAGCUCAAGAAACAAUUAGAGGAAAGUAUCAAUGACGUCGAAGACGAAGGGGACGAAGAAGAUGUAUCAGAUGAAGAGUUGUCUGAUGACACGCUAACCGAUCCAGAGCUGGACUCCCUAGAUCCUGACGAGAAGAAACUACGCAGGAAGUUGAGGCGAGAGGAGAAGGAGAAGUUAAUCAGAGAGAAGGCGCACCAAGCUCGCAAAGUCCUCGAGGAGAAGAAGGCUGAACUGCAGAGGACCAAGAAACAACAAGAAGAAUUAAAAGAUAAACUACAGCGUCUGGAGUCCAAGGUGCUCGUUGGUGGGGAGAACUUACUGGACAAGGCAGACGCUCAAAGGCAGCUGCUGGAACAGGCGGCAAGGGAGUUGGAGCAACGUAGGCUAAACGAGCUACGGCUGCAAGAGGACUUGCAGAAAAAGGAGGCCGAACGUCUGGACCUCGAGGAACGCUACUCUAGUCUCCAAGAGGAGAAUGCUGCAAAAACUCGCAAGUUGAAGCGAGCAGUCCAACUCCUUAACUCGGCGAAGGCGGAACUGGCUGACCAGCAGCGCGAGCAACAGAGGGAGAUGGAAGGGAUCCUCGACAGCGUUCGAGCAUUAAAGAGGGAGAUACAAUUAGCUGAUCUGGUCCUGGAUUCUUACAUACCCAAGGAGUAUCAGGCACUUAUUGAACAAUACGUGCAUUGGAACGAACAACUGGGCGAGUGGCAGGUCAAGUGCGUGGCGUACACCGGGAACAAUAUGAGCACACACACACACCUCGAGCGGAACCACUCCACACAGCAUAUUGAACCGCCAGAUCUAUCCGAUCGCUAUUUAUCGUACAGCGCCGUGAAUAGCCGGCCGGCGACACGCCUCGCCAGACCCCACACAUCUGCUGUGCCCAGACCCCACACGGCCCUUCGACAGCGGCAGUAG